UCUCUAUGUUUGUAAUAUUCUUUUACAUAAAAUUAUUAUACGUUUUGGUUGUUCUAUAUAUUUCACUGCAUUACAUCAAUACGAUCGGCGAUUAAUACGCACCUGUAGGGGGCUUUGGUGAUAAAAGCGGAUCAAGCAGAAGACUAGGAGGAUUUUAAUAUAGAAAUGUAUCAUUUUGUGGCCACAUGUGCACCUGAACCUCUAGACUUGUCUGAAAAAGUUCAAAUACCUGGUCAUAUAAGACAAUAUCUAAGGGACUUCCAAUUGGAGACAGUACGUUUUUUACACAAUCAUUUGGAAAAUCGAGAUUUCUGUAUAUUAAACGAUGAGAGUGGCUUAGGGAAAUGUGUGUCAACAGCAGUAUAUCUUGGUGCUAUAGCAAAAAACAAAAGGUGUCUUAUUGUGGUUCAAAACGACGAUGAGCUUGUGACAGGUUGGCAGUUCCACUUUGACGUGCUAACAAAUCUUUCCGUUGGUGUGCUAGGGCCGAAUACAAGCAGCCUAGAAGCUCUUCCCAACAUAAUUAUUGCAAAAUGGGCAACGCUACGUGCAACUGUUGAUGGAAGCAAAUUUAAUUUUGAUUAUGUUGUUCUCGAUAAUCGGGGACAAAUGAUGAGUAAUAACUUCUGCAUGUCGAUGCUCAUGAGUAACUACGAGCAUAAAGCAAACUUACUAAUUUCUAGUAUAGACGUAACAUCUGAUUUGAAAUUGUUACACAAUUCUCUACGUUUGGGAGGCCGUUUGGAGCAUCAGUAUGAGCAGUAUAAAGUUUUCGAGGCGAAAUACAAGUUACCCAACUCCAAAGAUGUACUUAAUAAAAUUGCUGAUUUGGAACAAUAUUUUUUAAAGCGGGAAAUGAUAAGUGAUUUUUGCAAAGAUUUCCGUUUGCGUCGAUAUCGCCAUCAAUUUGAAGAACAAUUGCCUUUCGUUGAUGCGGAGCGCUAUAAAAUUAGUUUAGAUUUAUGGCGUACAAUAAGCAGUUCGAAUAGCUCACAAAAAUCGAACGAUAAUGGCAAUAAUUUAAAUGCAAAUUCUGAAACUGCUACAGAAGAACUUUUCAAUCAAGCGCUGGCUCUCAAUAGUGAAAUAUCACAAAUUUUAGAUGCUCGCAGAAGUCAGGUGCCGAAUUCAGAGCACAACGAAGCUUCGGAGGAUGCAGUUAUUAUGUCUCCUCUUCUAAUUGAUUCUGAAUCAUGUAGUAGCGAUGAGCCUGAGGAAGUUGCGAAUAUUACGAAUCAUAAAUCAACAACCAUAACGCAAAAUAAGCAGAAGGAGUCAGACAUUUAUGAAUUUGUGGAUUUAUCAACAGAACAAUGUUCGGAAGAAUAUGUAAAUAACGGAACUAAACAAAAAGAAAAGACUACUAUUAAGUACCAAGCAAGAUCUCUCGCACAAGACAAUGAUAAUAAAAAGACAAAUGAAAUAGAAUAUCCACAAAAAAGCGUAACCACCAUUAAUUUCACUGAGAAGCCAAUCAGCGGAGAAAAGACAAAAUUGCUUAAAAACACCAAAAUUUUAAAAACAAAUGAAAGAGAACUAAAUAAUAAGGAAGAUAAUAAUAAAAGCUUGAAAGGGUAUACGAACACAAGUAUUGACACUAAUGAAAAUAUCGCGGUUUCAAAGCCGCAAAUUAAAAAUGGUAAUGAUAAGAAACAGGCGGAUGUUUCCUCAAAGUCAAAACCACAAGCUAAUGCAGAUACACCCGUUACCGCAACAAAACGCCGAACAAUAAAGCCACCAGAAAAGAAAAAUCCCCAUGCAAACACCAAUAAAGUAAAAAUUAAUAAUAAAGAAAAGCAAAAGCCUGUUGCUGCACCUAAGCACUCUUCACCAGAACAACCACAACAGCCACAACAGGACAGGAAGGAUACCAAAAAAAUGACUGAUAAGGAAAGCCAUGAAAAUUCAAAGAGUUUAAGUCCAGCUAAAGAAUUUUCGGUAGCGAAAAAUACAGAAAAUUGGAAAAAGGCAAGCUCAAGUAAUAAAGAGGAAGAUAAUGAUACUUCAUCAAAAAGGCACACGCCGAAAGAACAGACACAACUUAAAGGAAAAGAGAAACAAAAACUGUCCGAUAAAGAAAGCAACAAUAAUUCAGAUAACAGCAUAUCAACUACCUAUCCUCAGGACACUAAUGCCAAGCUGACACAGAAAAAUGAUGAAGUUAAGCGUAAAGUAGGCAGACCUACAAAGGUGGAAACUAAGCCUAAACAAGGAGAAACAAAUGAAGUAAGUCCGAGGCGCAUGAGACAACUAAGAAGUGAUAAAAAAGAUAUGAGUAAAAAGAAAUCUUUGGUUUCACCUAAGGAAAAGGCACCUUCAGAAACGGCGUCUCCUAAAACGCCCGCAAAAUCUAGUAUUGCUAUUGAGAAUAAGUCGUCAAAAGAUUCUGCCGAUAAAGAUGUGGAAAAAACAAAACGAACAGAACGAACAUCUAAUACUACACGUGUGGAAGUUCCACUAACGCCCACCGUAAGGAAUACCAGAAGUAUGCAACGAGUAACUCGAUCAUCGGAUAGUACUAGAAGUAAGUACAUGAAAUCGCCACGAUUACUAGAUCUUAGCAAACAAAUUAGGAAAAAAAUUGUCAAACAAACAGAUAUCAAAGAUAGUAAAGGCGGCACCAAAACAAUGGAAUUUGAUGAUAAUGAGGCAUUGGUAACGGACACUUCAAGCAAUGGCAAGAAAAUUGUUAAAAGAAAAAGUUUAUAUCAAAGUAAUGAUGGUAAGAAGAAAGCACAGAUCACUGAAACUAAAAGACAGAAAGCAAUUUCUGCUUCUAAAGACACGGAAAAUAGCAGAGAUUCGGCUAUAUUGCCAUGCUCUGAUAAUACAGAAGGUAUGCAGUGUGGGCAAAAGAUCAGUGGUUCUACACCUUCAGAUAAUGGCUUUUUAAGACCGCCCACGCCUGAUCGCAGUACACGUAAUUCUGAGCCUAAAAACUUUUUAACAACCCCUAGUAGUUUUACCGAUUCUGAAGUAGUAUUCGUGCCACCCAUUGACGCAGCGAAUAAAAGUCAAGCGAUUCUUAUCUUAUCCAGUUCAACGGAUGACGGCUCUUUAUCAUCACAAAAAUCGGAACAAAGUCGGCGCACACGCGCACUCAAGCAGAAGAAAGCACUUAAGCGGCCCGCUACAGAUCCCAAUGCUUUAGAUGACCCACCAACAACGCCGUCAUUCGGUGAACUAUUGGCUAAGCAGCGAAUACAACGAAAGUCACCUGAUUUAUUUAGUGCGAGCACAGAUCUGGGCUUAACCUGCACACAACAACUUGCUGCCGACAGGCAUGAUGGCGUUGAGACCUUUCAAGGUUUCAAAAUAUUUGGUUCAGAAGUUAAACAAAUACAACAACAGCACGCAAUCACAACAAGUGGUAGGAAAUCUGCGCCAGCACUCAGUCGUGGUCGUUCAUGUUUGAAUUUACUUGAAAAAAUGUUUGAGCCGACUCCGACAGAUGUUAGAGCUAAAAAAUCGCAAGCAACGCAACAUACAAAAUCUUCAAACACGCAGAAAUCAACAAAAAAAGUGCCCGAUGAUAAACUGGUAAAAAGGGCGACUAGAGGUAGCCAACCAGUGGUGCCAUCAUUACCAAACACUGUUAACGUUACCCAAACUCAAGGUACAGAUAAACAGAAGCAAGGCAACAAAAAUAGCACAAAUCCAAUGAUUAACGGUACAUUAAUAGACGAAGAGAUAUUCGAGAUUACAAACAACGAUGCCUUCGGCAGUGUGAUGCGUAUAAAUUCGAAUGGCGAAAUAUCACCGGUGCAACUGACCACGCGCAACCAACAACCAACACAACACAAUAAAAUCACCAAUUAUCUCAUUGGCUCAACACAACUGACACCGACGGAAGCCGUACUGGAUGAGCGUACGCCAAGCAAACGCACACCAACACAACCACAGUCCGGCACAGCUACACGCAGAUCUCCAAAAAGCAGAUCCACACAAACGACGAAACUAACGAAAUGGUUUCAGAAAAACGGUACAAUUAAUGAGUUGGCGGCGAGUUCGGAAUACGAACGGAGUGACAUACGCAUGAAGCAGCUGACAAGGAGCAGAAUGGCUAAGCGACUUAAAAGGCGUUGUCUAGAGUUAUCAUUCAAAAAUUGAGUUAUAUUCAGUACAUAAUACUAUGUAUGUAUACACACACAUUAAUCAAAUUAAUCAAAAGUUUGCUUGUAUUUAAAUCGAAAAUUAUAUUUGUAGACGGUUUUAAUGUACCUUUAUUCAAUUUUAACGCAAUUGUACACAGAUGUUUUUUUUUUUAAAGAAUUUUUAGAACGUACUAUACAUACUUAUAUAACAUACAAAAGAAUUAGUUCAAAGUAGAGGCAUCAAAAAUGUACACUAUUAUUUAUACAUUAUCCGAUUGUCUGUACACAAAACCAUAACUGCUGAGUACAAGUUUCAUGUAUAUGCCGCUGAAGGCUAAUGCAACAACCCCACGAAUUCUAAUGCACACAUGCAUACAUAUGAAAGCAAUUUAAUUGAAAACUUUACACACAUACA
Messenger RNA from Ceratitis capitata (Mediterranean fruit fly), 4509 nucleotides. It is a transcript of the gene SuUR, whose product is annotated as protein suppressor of underreplication. Bases 166 to 4110 code for a protein of 1314 amino acids. The transcript is spliced from 4 exons. Lineage: Eukaryota; Metazoa; Arthropoda; Insecta; Diptera; Tephritidae. The record is from RefSeq and is a predicted model, not a curated record.